Aegilops tauschii subsp. strangulata is the source of this 4327-nucleotide messenger RNA. Its product is annotated as receptor-like protein EIX2. The record is from RefSeq and is a predicted model, not a curated record. Gene Ontology annotation, molecular function: protein binding. Lineage: Eukaryota; Viridiplantae; Streptophyta; Magnoliopsida; Poales; Poaceae.
AUUCAGCACAGUUUAGCUGCAAAUCAACACAAGUAACCUGUGGGUUGUUGCCGUCAUGACUUCAGACAGCGACACAUUUUUCUCUAUCUGAUAGGUGCCUUCUUUGACUUGUUUGUCAGCUUGCGCCCAAUUCUCUUCUGAUAACAGAUUAUAUCAGGGCGAGAGCUUUAUAUUGUUAUACAGUACUCCCUCCGUCCGCAAAUACUUGUCCUCGAAAUGGUUGUAUCUAGACUUAUUUUAGUUAUAGAUACAUCCAUUGUAUCCAUUUCUAGGACAAGUAUUUCCGGACGAAGGGAGUACCAAAGUUGACUUGGUAAAACAAAAAUAAUGCCGAGUUAUCGGAAAGUAGUACUCCCUCCGUUCAAAUUUUGACCAAGUUUCUGUUCAGACUUUGCCAACUUUGACCAAGUUUAUAGAGAGAACUCUUUCUAUCUACAAUACCAAAUAUAUAAAAUAUGAAACUAUGUCUUAUGAUGAAUCUAGUGAUAUAUGUUUGUCACUCUAGAUGUAAAUGUUUUUCUCCACAAACUUGAUCGAAAUUAAGGUUUGACUUUUCAAAAAUUCUAUAUUCACUAUAUGAUGGAACGGAGGGAGUAUAACUUUAUAGAAUUGUCACUUAUUAGCAUUUAGCUAUUCCAGCAGAGAAGUGCUGGCCUGUUACUAGAAUCAAGUGUUUUUUUAUUGGUAAUCUGUCGCACUAGUCUUCGGUCGUUGCCUCGUGGAGCCUUCAUUCAACACAGUCUAGCUGCAAGUCAACACAAGCAACCUGUUUGCUGUUGCCAUCGUUACAGUGGCACGUUUUUCUCUCUGAUAGGUGCCUUCUUUGACUCCUUUGUCAGCUUGCGGCCAAUUUUCUUCUGAUAACAGACUAACUAUAUCAGGGCCAGAGCUUCAUAUUGCCAUACGUCCUCAGAGCACCAAAGUUGGCUUAGUAGUAAAACAAAAAUAAUGGCGAGUUUCGCAGCUCCGGUAUCCUCCAUGGAUGCAGCUGCAGCCCUUUGCCUUGUGCUCAUUCUAGCCACCACGACUACCUCUCCUGUCUAUGGGCAACAAACCAACAACGGCGGGUGCAUCACAAAGGAGAGGGACGCACUGCUGUCUUUCAGAGCUGGCAUCAGAAGCGAUCCACAGAACCUCUUUUCCUCUUGGAAUGGCCGAGAUUGCUGCCAGUGGAGCGGUGUCAGGUGCAGCAACAGGACAGGCCAUGUCGUCAAGCUCGACGUCCGCAACGGUCUCUUCUUGGACGAUAUCUAUCGUAGCUGGUACAGUGAAAAUCCUCAUGGAAUGCGUGGGAACAUAAGUUCUUCCUUAGUUGCUUUGCAUCAUUUGGAGUAUCUAGAUCUGAGUGGGAACUAUCUCAGUGGAGUGGAUGUGCCCAUACCCGGAUUCUUGGGCUCCCUCCAAAGCUUGAGAUAUCUCAACCUCUCUUCCAUGGAUUUUCAUGGUAAAGUGCCUCCUCAACUUGGUAACUUGUCCAGACUGCUAUAUCUUGACCUCAACAACAACUGGAAUCAUAAUUCUUAUGGCAUGAUGUUGCACAUCGAGGAUAUCUCAUGGUUGCUGCGUCUCGCUUUGCUAAGGUUUCUCGACUUGACUAGUGUGAAUCUUAGUGCCAUUGGCAAUUGGGUUCAAGUGGUUAACACGCUAUACAAUCUAAGAGUCCUUCGUCUCCGUCGUUGUGGACUUGUUUUUCCACAGACACCUACUGUGCAUUCUAACCUCACAUCACUUCAGAUUCCUGAUCUAAGUGAUACUGGGUUUCAUACCAUCAAUCCAACCUACUGGUUCUGGGAUGUUGGCACCAUCAUGCAUCUUGACCUUACGAAUAAUGAAAUCGCUGAAGCAUUUCCAGAUGCCAUGGGAAAUAUGACUUCGCUUGAGGUACUUCAUCUUGGAGGCAAUCAUCUCACUAGUAUAAAGCCGGAAGUACUGGGAAACCUGUGCUAUUUGAGAGUGCUAACACUCUGGUCAAAUCUGAUCAAUCAAGACAUUUCACAAUUUUUACAGGGGUUGCCUCACUGUGCAUGGAGUAAGAUGGAGUUAUUAGACAUGUCUUGCACAAAUGUCACCGGGGAAAUUCCAAGGUGGAUAAAUCAGUGGACUGAUUUGAGCACUCUUCAACUCUCCUCCAAUAGGCUUGAAGGAUCAGUGCCUUCAGAAAUUGGUAUGCUUGGCAAACUCAAACAGUUGUAUCUAGACGGCAACUAUUUUAAUGGUUCUAUAUCAGAGGAACAUCUUGACACUUUAGUCAACUUGGAGGAAUUGGACUUGUCUUACAACUCCCUACACCUGAUGAUCAGCUCAAAUUGGAUCCCCCCCUUUAAAUUGCGCCGGGCAUAUUUCCCACGCUGCAAAAUGGGACCUCAUUUUCCUCUCUGGCUAAAUUGGCAGAAGGGUGUUGUUUAUCUUGACAUUUCUGAUGCAGGCAUAGUUGAUAACCUCCCGGAUUGGUUUUGGAGUGUGGUUUCAAAUGUUCAAUACUUGAACAUCUCUUUUAACCAAAUCAGUGGCAGGUUGCCAAGGACUCUUGAGUUUAUGUCUUCAGCAGUGAUAUUUGAUCUGAACUCCAACAACCUCACUGGUACUCUGCCGCUGUUGCCAAGGCAAUUGGCAGAACUGGACAUUUCCAGAAACUCUUUAUCAGGGCCACUGCCACGAAACUUUGGAGCUCCGUUUAUUGAAGAGUUGUUGCUUUCUGAGAAUAGUAUCAAUGGCUCGAUUCCAACAUAUAUUUGUCAGCUGCAGUCACUAUUGGUACUGGAUUUAGCAAAGAACCUCCUAGCAGGACACCUCCCCGUCUGUUCAGAAGAAACUAAAAAACUGAAUAGAUCCAUUAGAGCUCUAGUCCUGUAUGAAAACAACUUGUCUGGUGAAUUCCCUUCAUUUUUGAAGAGCUGCUCAGAGUUGGUUCUGCUUGAUCUUGCGCACAACAACUUUGUCGGAGAGUUGCCGGCAUGGUUAGCAAACAAAUUGCCAAAUUUGUCCUACCUCCGGUUGCGGCAUAAUAAAUUCUCUGGCUCUAUUCCAGGUCAGCUCACCCAGCUUGAACACCUACAGUAUGUGGACCUUGCAGAUAACCGAAUAUCAGGAUCUAUACCUCAUUCGUUGGCCAACUUAAAAGCAAUGAUACAGGAGGACCAAACAAUUUGGAACCCCUUAGUGUGGAGUUAUGAAAGGCCAGCAAACCCUGACACGAAUGAUUCACCAAAAUAUGAUGACAGCUUAGCAGUGGUAAUUAAAGGCCAAGACCUUGAUUACACCAGCACUAUUAUUUAUAUAGUUGGCCUCGACUUGUCCUGCAACAGUUUGGUCGGAGAGAUUCCAGAUGAAUUGACUUCCCUGGUUAGAAUGAAUAACCUGAACAUCUCCCAUAAUCAGUUGUCCGGCAGGAUCCCGGAGAAGGUCGGUUCGCUACGGUCAUUGGAGUCUCUCGACCUGUCCUUCAAUGAACUCUCUGGCGACAUCCCUUCCGGUCUCUCGGACAUCAUGAUGUUAAGCAAGCUGAACUUGUCAUACAAUAACCUUUCAGGAAGAAUACCCUCAGGGAACCAGCUGCAGUCACUCAUCGACCCAGCAUCGUCGUAUAUCGGCAACAACUAUCUCUGUGGGACUCCUCUUUCGAGGAACUGCUGGGAGCCUGAUGUAACUAGAGGUGAUAUUGAGGAGCAUCAAGACGAGGCGAAGUAUUUCUAUCUUGGGCUGGCUGCAGGAUUUGUCUUUGGUCUCUGGCUGGUGUUCAUUAUCUUCUUGUUUCGUUCAUGUGGUGGGUUCGCAAUGUGCGGAGCAAUGCCAUCAUGCUGGGCACGACUGCCUGAAGCUCAAGGAUUGGCAUUGCAGCUUCGUCGUGGGUGAAACCAAGACCGGUGAUGAGCUGAACUUAGCAUUGCUGUUGUUGGAACUAGCGUUGAUGCAGUGUGCGUGAUGGUGUGAUGCGGAGCCAUGCCAUUGCGCUCAACACGGUUGCCUGAAGGAUUGGUGCUGCAGCUUCGUCGUGGGUGAAACCAAGACCGGUGAAGAUCAUGCAGCUGAACUUAGCAUUGCUGGUGGUGGAACUAGUCUUGGUACUGUACUAAUAUUACUGCAUGAUGUUGUGAUUUGGACAGUUUAAAAUAUAAGGGCAAUUAAAAUGAUUGUAAGCCACACCUUUUCGAAGAUGUGGAUUGUACUGUUUGUAUUGAUUAUUUCAAAGUUGUCUAGAUUGUUUUAGAUGGUGGUGGUGUCUAAAUUGUUUUAUUCUUGAUACUAUACUACCACAUGAUGUUGUUUAAACUGUUUUAGACGGUGUUGUUGUCUAAAUAGUUUCACUAUAAGUUUUUGAAAUUGUUUA